Molecule: messenger RNA, 1183 nt
Organism: Tarenaya hassleriana
Lineage: Eukaryota; Viridiplantae; Streptophyta; Magnoliopsida; Brassicales; Cleomaceae
Product: gibberellin 20 oxidase 5-like
Exons: 3
Coding region: 18-1094 (358 amino acids)
Biological process (GO): flower development; unidimensional cell growth; response to light stimulus
Molecular function (GO): gibberellin 20-oxidase activity
Source: RefSeq, a predicted model, not a curated record
CAUCACCAACAUCCACAAUGGCCACCUCUUUCUUCAACUUAUCCAAACUCCAAACCCAACAAAAGAUCCCGACAGGUUUCGUAUGGCCGGAAGAUGACGUCAUCCCUUCCGAGGCUGACCUCAACCUCCCAGUGAUCGACCUCUCCGGGUUCUUGGCCGGCGACGAGGCCGCAACUCAGGCAGCUGCGGCCAUGGUCAGGGCGGCCUGCGAGGAGUUCGGGGCGUUCCAGGUGGUUAACCACGGCGUCGACUGGGACUUAGCCGAGGCGGCCAAGAUUCUGGCGGAUCGGUUCUUUGGGCUUCCGACGGACGUGAAGCUAAGGGCUAAGAAGCUUCCGGGGAAGAUCCCGGGAUUUUCUGGGGCCCAUGCCGAGAGAUUCUCGACAACGCUCCCGUGGAAAGAGAUGAUCACUUUUGUCUUCUCCGAGGGCUCCACUCCGGUCGUCGAGGAAUUUGUUAGAUCGACACUUGGAAAAGAUUACGAGGAGAUAGGAAAAGGGUACCAGAAGUAUUGCGAGGCAGUGAACGGUCUAUGCCUAGAGUUGUCGGAGCUUCUAGGGAUAAGUCUAGGCCUUGAGGACCGGAAAUACUACCGGAAAUUCUUCGAAGGCGGUCAGUCCAUGAUGAGGUGCAACUAUUACCUGCCGUGUAAUGAGCCCGAUCGAACUCUAGGAACCGGCCCUCACUGCGACCCGACUAGUCUCACCGUUCUCCUACAGGACCACGUCGCUGGACUCGACGUCUUUUCCAAGGGAAAGUGGUGGUCCGUCCCCCCUUACCCCAAAGCAUUCGUGAUCAACAUCGGUGACACAUUCACGGCACUAUCGAAUGGAAAGUACCAGAGCUGCCUACAUAGGGCGGUGGUAAACAAAGAUGAGAGGAGAAGAUCGUUCGCGUACUUCCUUUGUCCGAGGGACGACAAGCUCCUCCUGCCACCAAAGGAACUUGUCUCUGGUGAUUCUGAUGAAGAAGUUUCCAGAAGGUAUCCGGACUUCACGUGGUCUGACCUCUACAAGUUCACUCAAAGCGGCUACCGAGCCGACGGCUCAACCCUCGAAAACUUUGUCACCUGGUUCACUACUGCUUCGGCUUAAAAUCAGGUUCAGAUUUGCGCAUAGAUGUUAUGCAUGUGUCUUUUUUGUUUUCGUUACUAUAAGAAUAAGACAAUGUGGGUUUUUUUUAA